Oncorhynchus tshawytscha (Chinook salmon) is the source of this 2184-nucleotide messenger RNA. Its product is annotated as transmembrane channel-like protein 6. Lineage: Eukaryota; Metazoa; Chordata; Actinopteri; Salmoniformes; Salmonidae. The transcript is spliced from 5 exons. The coding region runs from base 1618 to 2184 and encodes 188 amino acids. The record is from RefSeq and is a predicted model, not a curated record.
UCUCAUUUCCUGUUGAAGAAGUUCCGGAUAACAUGUGAACAUGGCACAUUGCCUGUGAUAAGGAUCUUUGGGAGGAUGGAGGAUGGAGGAAGGAGUACACUAGUGGUCUGUGGGAGGUUCCUGAUAACAUGUGAACAUGGCACAUUGCCUGUGAUAAGGAUCUUUGGGAGGAUGGAGGAUGGAGGAAGCAGUACACUAGUGGUCUGUGUGAGGUUCCUGAUAACAUGUGAACAUGGCACAUUGCCUGUGAUAAGGAUCUUUGGGAGGAUGGAGGAUGGAGGAAGGAGUACACUAGUGGUCUGUGGGAGGUUCCUGAUAACAUGUGAACAUGGCACAUUGCCUGUGAUAAGGAUCUUUGGGAGGAUGGAGGACGGAGGAAGGAGUACACUAGUGGUCUGUGGGAGGUUCCUGAUAACAUGUGAACAUGGCACAUUGCCUGUGAUAAGGAUCUUUGGGAGGAUGGAGGACGGAGGAAGGAGUACACUAGUGGUCUGUGGGAGGUUCCUGAUAACAUGUGAACAUGGCACAUUGCCUGUGAUAAGGAUCUUUGGGAGGAUGGAGGAUGGAGGAAGGAGUACACUAGUGGUCUGUGGGAGGUUCCUGAUAACAUGUGAACAUGGCACAUUGCCUGUGAUAAGGAUCUUUGGGAGGAUGGAGGACGGAGGAAGGAGUACACUAGUGGUCUGUGGGAGGUUCCUGAUAACAUGUGAACAUGGCACAUUGCCUGUGAUAAGGAUCUUUGGGAGGAUGAAGGACGGAGGAAGGAGUACACUAGUGGUCUGUGGGAGGUUCCUGAUAACAUGUGAACAUGGCACAUUGCCUGUGAUAAGGAUCUUUGGGAGGAUGGAGGACGGAGGAAGCAGUACACUAGUGGUCUGUGGGAGGUUCCUGAUAACAUGUGAACAUGGCACAUUGCCUGUGAUAAGGAUCUUUGGGAGGAUGGAGGACGGAGGAAGGAGUACACUAGUGGUCUGUGGGAGGUUCCUGAUAACAUGUGAACAUGGCACAUUGCCUGUGAUAAGGAUCUUUGGGAGGAUGGAGGACGGAGGAAGGAGUACACUAGUGGUCUGUGGGAGGUUCCUGAUAACAUGUGAACAUGGCACAUUGCCUGUGAUAACGAUCUUUGGGAGGAUGGAGGACGGAGGAAGCAGUACACUAGUGGUCUGUGGGAGGUUCCUGAUAACAUGUGAACAUGGCACAUUGCCUGUGAUAAGGAUCUUUGGGAGGAUGGAGGACGGAGGAAGCAGUACACUAGUGGUCUGUGCGAGGGACCACUUCCUCUAUAGUCUUCUUUUGAUUGUGAAACAACCCUUCCGUCAGUCUUUUUAUUUCUUCAUAUUUUGGGUUUGGUAGAUAAUGAGUUGAGAGUGUAAGUUGGUCAGACAAAGUCCUAACUCCUAAACCCACCCACUAAGAGCUCCUAAUAGUUCCCUCUCCUGGGAACUGGAAGACAAGACUGGGACGAUGCACUAACUACAGUAUAUAACGCAACAGUACCUCUGUUCCAACAAUCCUUUCUUCUUGGUGUGCUCCCCUAUGCUUCUGUCUGGGAUUGGAAAAGGGUAAGUCCAUGAAACAGACGGACAGGUGUGGCCCCGCAGAGUGAAGACCAGGAGGAUGGCAUACAGUGUGGACUUCAAUCUGAGACCUAUAAUGGAGCUUGAAUUAGAGAGUCUUAGGGGUGAUGAUACGGCCCAGGACUCUAUGACGGGAACAGGUCUGGAGAGUGGCAGUCGUGAAACCCUGGAAAUGGAGGUCCUUACAACAGAAAGCAGAGAUAGGCUGGCCAGCCAGAUGAGUGAUGUCAGAGAGCGGGCAGAUGAGAGGAGUGAGGAAUCCAUACAGACCAACCUUCUGGUCAGGAAGCGCUGGUCUACCACCACCCUGAGGGUCCUGUCCUCCAUGCCCAGUCGCAGCAUCGGGCAGCAGAGUCGUCUUGAAAUCAUCUCCCAGUGCAACAUCCGUUCUACUCAGCUGCGCAGGUACCACCGCCAGACCCAAGACGUUUCCCUCUCCUCCAGACCUAGUAUCCGUGGCUAUGGGAUCGAGGCAGACUCUGAGGAUGUCUGUGAGGAAGAGACCAAGAGACAGGAGCUGGUCAACAAUCUUCAGAGUCUGUCGGCCGGUGACCGUGUGCGUAUGCUGCGUGCCACGCCCUUAGUCUGGCUGAGAAGACUAAACUGA